Molecule: messenger RNA, 1918 nt
Organism: Podarcis muralis (Common wall lizard)
Lineage: Eukaryota; Metazoa; Chordata; Lepidosauria; Squamata; Lacertidae
Gene: DYNC2LI1
Product: dynein cytoplasmic 2 light intermediate chain 1
Biological process (GO): intraciliary transport involved in cilium assembly; intraciliary retrograde transport
Cellular component (GO): axoneme; cytoplasmic dynein complex; ciliary basal body
Molecular function (GO): dynein heavy chain binding
Source: RefSeq, a predicted model, not a curated record
UUUCGCAGAGUGCGGGGAAAGAAAGAAAAAACCCUCGGAAGCGGACCAAGCGGAAAGCAGGAGCGCCGCGCGUUCCUGCUCCUGAAGAACUACAACUCCCAUGAUGCUCCUUCCCGCUAGGCCGCUGGGCAAGGCGCUGUUUCUAUGGCGACCGGAGUCCACCGAGGCCUAAGCACCGCCGCGUCGUUCCGGGGAUAGCGGGGCAGCGAUGCCCGGGGCCAGUGACACCUUGUGGGAUAUUGCUAAAGCGGAAGUUGAAAAAAGAGAAAACCAUGAAGACAGCACAGAUGGUCUGGAAUGUUGGGAAAGAUCACUAUUCUUUAUAGGAAAUAAAAAUGGGGGAAAGACUACUAUUAUACUGAGGUGCCUUGACAGGGAUGAAAUUCCAAAACCAACAUUAGCUUUGGAGUAUACAUUUGGAAGAAGAGCAAAAGGGCACAAUACACCCAAAGACAUUGCUAAUUUUUGGGAACUAGGUGGUGGAACUUCAUUGUUGGACUUGAUUCCCAUACCAAUAACUACAGCUAACAUAAGGACAUUUGCUAUCGUUCUUGUCCUGGAUCUUUCCAAGCCAAAUGAACUGUGGCCAACCAUGGAGAGCCUUUUACAAGCCACUAGGAAGCAUGUAGACAGAGUUAUAACAAAACUGGGACAAACAAAUCCUAAAGCAGCUACUGAAAUUAAACAGAGAAUAUGGAACAAUUUGCCAAAGGACCAUCCAGAUCGUGAACUGAUUGAUCCGUUUCCAAUUCCACUAGUUAUAAUCGGGAGCAAAUAUGAUAUGUUUCAUGAAUUUGAUUCGGAGAUGAAAAAAAUAAUAUACAAGACGCUUCGCUUUGUUUCUCAUUAUUAUGGAGCAUCUUUAGUGUUCACAAGCAAAUCUGAAGCUCUGCUCCUGAAAACACGUACUCUCAUUAACCAUUUAGCAUUUGGCUUUGAUAGGAGCAAAUCCAUGUCAGUGGAUCAGAACAAGCCACUCUUUAUCCCAGCAGGAAUGGACUCUCUUAGUCAAAUAGGUCCUCCUCCUGCUUCCAAUAGUGAUAUUGGAAAGCUGCAUGCACAGACACCUAUGGAUCUAUGGAAAAAGGUGUUUGAGAAGGCAUUUCCACCAAAGAAUGUCGGAGUUUUCAAAGAAGUAAAGGACCCAGCUCAAGAUCCACAGUAUGGUGAAUAUGAAGUCGAUGCUAUGCGUGCUCAGAAGAACCAGGAACUAGAACAGUACAAAAGAAAUGCCUCUAAAACCUGGAAAGAAAUGGAGUUUGAUUCUUGACUGAGAAGUAUGUCUCAACCAGAUUUGAAGCUGCAUUUCAUACAUUUGAGUCAUUAUGUUUUGUACACUUGUAAAAUGCGUAAAAACCCCCAUCAUAAAUACUUAAUAAUAAUUAUGGUCAUUGUUGUUUAUGAUCAGUAUAGUAGAUUGUGCCAGAAUCACUUCUCUUAGUUAAACUCAGUAAGAGAUGACUCAGAUGUUGCAAAACGUUUGAAGAAGAAAAGCAGACACAUUCUGUGUCAUUUAACAUCAGAUAACUGGUUUGUGAAAAGUUCAAAGGACAUUCUGAACAUUAAUCUUAACAGCAGGUCGAUGCCCUGAUCCUCAGUUUCACCUUUGCUGCAGCAUAUUAAAGUCAGUGUGAGAUUGUGAGAUUUCCCCCCCUCCAGUUAAGACACAAUUUUCUGUAUUUUGCCAGCAUAAUAUGAUAAAAGUUGCAUUUCUACUUAGACUAUUGGAAGGUUUGGGCUGUUGGACUAUAGUUUUUAACCAUCACAAAUUCUUUAUGAAUUUUUUGUUUGCUUGUUUGAAUUGAAGUAUUCAGCAAAACUAUAUGAUCUUAAACAGGAAAAUGCAAAGGAAAUUUCUAUUUUUGUAUGACACUUGUAAAUUGCUAUUUUGAGCCUUUUAAACAUUACCACAAACGAA